AUGGCCAUCUCUAGAAUUGCAAUUGGGGCACCAGGAGAGGCAAGCCACCCUGAUGCAAUAAGGGCUGCCUUUGCUGAGUUUUUCUCUAUGCUUAUUUUUGUUUUUGCCGGGGAAGGUUCUGGCAUGGCUUACAGUAAGCUUACUGACAAUGGAUCAGCCACACCGUCUGGUCUGAUAGCUGCAUCAUUGUCGCACGCAUUUGCGCUAUUCGUGGCGGUCUCAGUUGGUGCAAACAUUUCUGGAGGACAUGUAAACCCUGCUGUCACAUUUGGUGCAUUCCUUGGUGGUAACAUAACGCUGUUGAGGGCCAGUUUGUAUUGGAUUGCGCAGCUUCUGGGAUCGGUUGUUGCUUGCUUGUUGCUCAAGUUUGCCACCGGCGGAUUGGAAACAGCAGCAUUUUCUCUAUCCUCCGGCGUUUCUAUAUGGAAUGCUUUGGUGUUUGAGAUUGUGAUGACCUUCGGCUUGGUCUACACUGUUUAUGCCACAGCAGUGGAUCCAAAGAAGGGGAAUGUAGGCAUUGUUGCACCCAUUGCAAUUGGUUUGAUAGUUGGUGCCAACAUCUUGGCUGGUGGUGCUUUUGAUGGUGCAUCCAUGAACCCGGCCGUGUCAUUCGGUCCUGCUGUGGUUAGUUGGUCAUGGACUCACCACUGGGUCUACUGGGCUGGUCCGAUGAUCGGUGCAGCAAUUGCUGCUCUUGUCUAUGACAACCUGUUCAUUGGUGAUGGAGCUCAUGAACCGCUUCCCCACAAUGACUUCUAG
This is a messenger RNA of Fragaria vesca subsp. vesca, 759 nucleotides long. Its product is annotated as aquaporin TIP1-3-like. Gene Ontology annotation, molecular function: water channel activity. NCBI's taxonomy places the organism in Eukaryota, Viridiplantae, Streptophyta, Magnoliopsida, Rosales, Rosaceae. Gene Ontology annotation, cellular component: membrane. The record is from RefSeq and is a predicted model, not a curated record. The transcript has 3 exons. Gene Ontology annotation, biological process: water transport; transmembrane transport. Bases 1 to 759 code for a protein of 252 amino acids.